CUCUCUCUAGUUUUCUUUCAGACCAUCUAAUCUCUCUCUCUCUCUCUCUUUCCAAUAUUAUCAUAUGCGUUUUUAAAAUUCCGAUCUCUUUCUUUAUUUUUAUCUGAGCUUUUUGGAGAGAUUAUAAAUGGCAUCUGGAUAUCCCGGCGGCGGAGGUGGACCGGAGUUCUACGGCGUUGGUGGUAGAUCUAUGCCUGGAGGUCCCAUGAACUCCGGUAACAACAUCAAUCCUCAGAUUCCCGGAAUUUUCCUGGAUCAGAUCGGAAACAGAAUCUCAAGUGGAAAUGGAAAACGUACCUUAGCUGACUUUCAAGCGGCUCAGCAGCAGCAGCAGCAGUCGUUUCAUAAUCAAGCCGCUAUCAACGCGUUUCUUCUAAGGUCCGUGAAGCCUAGAACGUUUCAGUCGCCGGCGAUCGAUAUCAGUUCGUUCGGUGGUUCUUCUCAGCGUUACGUCUCCUCGCCGUUCCUUCCGAAUCUCAGGUAUCAACAGACGCAGCAGCAAUCGGAUUACAUGGCGUUAACCGGGGUGGUUCCGUGUAUUGAACCGGUUCAGAAUCUAAACCGGGUUGAGGAAUCGUCGGAGAGCAUGUUGAAUAGUUUGAGAGAGCUUGAGAAACAGCUUUUAGAUGAUGAAGGCGGUGAUGAUGACGUGUCUGUUAUCACCCACUCGAACAGCGACUGGCUACAUGGCCUCAUGACACCGAACCCAAACCCGGUUCUGUCUUCUUCUUCGCCAAGCUCUUCUUCCUCCUCUUCUUCGCCUUCGACAGCUUCGACGACCACGUCGGUGGCAUGCUCGAGGCAAACCGUGUUGGAAAUCGCGACGGCGAUCGCGGAGGGGAAGACGGAGAUCGCGUCGGAGAUUCUCGCGCGUGUUUCCCAGACGCCGAGCCAGAGGAGGAACUCCGAGGAGAAGCUGGUGGAUUUCAUGGUGACGGCGCUUCGCUCCCGGAUCAAUCCGGCUUCUACGGAGAGCUCUGCUCAAUUGUACGGGAAGGAGCAUAUACUCUCCACUCAGUUGCUCUACGAGUUGUCUCCUUGUUUCAAACUCGGUUUCAUGGCGGCUAAUCUCGCCAUCCUCGACGCUAACGACGACGCGACGUCGUUUCACGUCGUCGAUUUCGAAAUCGGUGAAGGUGGUCAGUACUUUAACCUCCUCCACGCGCUCUCCACGCGCCGUAGCGGUAAGAAGAAUCCUCUGGUGGUCAAGAUCACCGCCGUGACGAACGUAAGCGACGGGUUCUCUGUCGCCGGCGGCGACCGUGGAGAGGGGAGGUUGAAAACCGUCGGAGAUCGUUUGAGCGAACUCGGUGAUCGACUCGGUAUCUCUUUGAAGUUUAAUGUGGUGGCGGGUUUAAGACUCAGCGGUCUGAGCCGUGAGUCACUCGGAUGCGAUCCCGAGGAGCCUUUAGCCGUGAACUUGGCUUUCAAACUCUAUCGUGUUCCGGACGAGAGUGUGUGCAUGGAGAAUCCGAGAGACGAGCUUCUUCGUCGCGUGAAAGGACUCAAUCCUAGCGUGGUGACACUAGUGGAGGAAGAGAUGAACUCCAACACGGCGCCGUUUUUGGGCCGAGUUAGCGAGUCGUGCGCUUGUUACGGCGCUUUGCUUGACUCUGUUGAGUCCACCGUUCCGAGUUCUAACUCGGACCGUGCCAGAGUGGAGGAAGGGAUAGGUCGGAAGCUGAUAAACGCGGUUGCGUGCGAAGGGAUCGAUCGGGUCGAGCGGUGCGAGGUUUUUGGGAAAUGGCGGAUGAGGAUGAGCAUGGCUGGGUUUGAGUUGAUGCCAGUUAGUGAGAAGAUAGCCGAGUCGAUGAAGAGUCGACUCAGUAACGGAAACCGAGUCCACCCGGGUUUUACCGUUAAGGAAGAGAACGGAGGUGUGUGCUUUGGUUGGAUGGGACGGACACUCGCUGUCGCAUCCGCUUGGCGUUAACUUCACACUAUUUUUACCUUCUUUUAAUAUUACUACCCUAUUAUUAUUGUUGCUAUUAAUUUCGGGAUAUUCUGAUAUUAUUAUCAUUGUGAUUUUCGUUUUCGAAGUGUAUUAAAUCUUAAAAGAUCGAGGAUGGGGGAGAAAAAGGAAAGGUAGGAAUCUUAUGUAAAAUGGAUUUUAAAUAUUUUUACUCAUAAUAAAAGAAAGAAUGAUUGGGUUUCAGGAAA
Molecule: messenger RNA, 2160 nt
Organism: Raphanus sativus (radish)
Lineage: Eukaryota; Viridiplantae; Streptophyta; Magnoliopsida; Brassicales; Brassicaceae
Product: scarecrow-like protein 8
Exons: 1
Coding region: 128-1933 (601 amino acids)
Biological process (GO): regulation of DNA-templated transcription
Cellular component (GO): nucleus
Molecular function (GO): sequence-specific DNA binding; DNA-binding transcription factor activity
Source: RefSeq, a predicted model, not a curated record